Molecule: messenger RNA, 579 nt
Organism: Helianthus annuus (common sunflower)
Lineage: Eukaryota; Viridiplantae; Streptophyta; Magnoliopsida; Asterales; Asteraceae
Exons: 3
Coding region: 1-579 (192 amino acids)
Source: RefSeq, a predicted model, not a curated record
AUGCCUCGUCCAUUUAUGAUACACUCUUCUAUGCCCCAAGAAGCGAGUUAUGCAUCGUAUCUCGGGAAUUGUUUGUUUACUAACUUCCCACACUCCGAUGAUGCGAUACCUACACCGUUUACACAAACGUCCAUCAACCUUUCACCAACCUCCAUCGACCUUUCACAAAACGAAACCGUCCCCGAAACUCAACCACCCAACGAUGGUCCUUCCGCACCCCAACCCAUAAAAAAGAGAAGCCAUAAGAAAAAAACCGAGGCGGAUAAAGCACUUGAAACCAUCAAGCGAAAACAACUAAAAUGGACCGUUCCUGAAGAACUUGCAUUGGCGAGGGGUUGGUUUCAACAAUCUCAACAUUCAACUUUAGGAAAUUCUCAACAUCGAACCUACUUGUGGCAAGGGGUUAGUAGAAUAUUCCAUCAAGAAUUGGGAAAAAAGGUUUAUCGUGAAAACGAUAGCUUAUCCUCGAAGUGGACCGAGAUAAGCGGCCAACUUACAAAAUAUAGUGGGUUUCAUGAUUUUGGUGAAUGGUCGCAUGAAAGUUGCUCAGAAGUUAGUAAAACAUUGGUUAACCUGUAG